AGUACGCAUGUUCUGCGCACAAAGGCAGUGGCGUGCGUCGCAGUCUCACUGUUUUCAUGCUGAGGUAGUCGUAGAAGGGAGCGGAGAUACGAACCAUUUGCCCAUGUGUUACCCAAACGCUCAGUUACACAUGCCAUCAUAUUCUGUUACAAAUACUUGAGUGGCGUGGGAGUAGAAAACUCCAUACGGUUAAAGAAACGAAAUGGUCUGUCGCUCGUGGGGCGCGCGCGGUCUCUCCACUUCAGCACUCUGGACAGCGCUCCACCAACUUGGAGACGGCGAAACUUGUUGGAGUUAAAUUCUGGAAUGACGACCUUGGAGAUAAACGACGGUGCAAUCAUGGUGGAUAUUAAGUGUAUAUUAUCUACAGGUGCAUGCAAAACGCAAGUGGACUUUUUCAAGUGAGACAUGGACUUUGCAGAAAUUAUCUUCACGUUGUUCAUUGUUGUGGUCGCAAUUGUCUCGUUGUUGUCGAACUUGCUGGUGCUGCUAUGUUUUGUCCAGAGCACCGAGAUCCGCCGACAGGUACCGGGUAUAUUCAUCAUGAACCUGUCUUUUUGCAACAUACUUAUCACCCUUUUAAACAUGCCAUCGACAUUGGUGGGGAUUGUCAGAAACCACCAGCCUUUUGGGGAUUGCCUUUGCCAUACAGUGAGCUUUCUGGAGACCUUUUUGACUGCGAACACUAUGUUGAGUAUGGCAGCACUCAGUAUAGACCGCUGGAUAGCAGUGGUGUUCCCCUUGAGUUACUCCAGUAAAAUGCGCUACAAGGACGCAGUGAUCAUGAUGUGCUACUCGUGGCUCCACUCCCUCACGUUUUCCCUCAUCGCCCUCCUGUUCUCCUGGGUUGACUAUAGCCACAUUUACGCCUCGUGCACAUUGCAUUUGAGCGAAGAGAGCGACAGGAUCAAGUUUACAAUUUUCACCGUCGUUUUCCACGCCAGUAGUUUCAUGCUCUCCCUGCUGAUCCUGUGCUUCACAUAUUUGAAGGUGCUAAAAGUUGCACGCUUCCACUGCAAGAGGAUUGACGUUAUAACCAUGCAGACGCUGUUCUUGCUGGUGGAUAUUCACCCAUCUGUGAAACAAAGGUGUCUGGUAGAACAAAAGAGAAGGAAACAGAGAGCCACCAAGAAAAUCAGCAUUUUCAUUGGGUCAUUCAUCAUCUGUUUUGCUCCCUAUGUUAUUACGAGGUUGACCGAGCUGCUUCCCUUCGUGGGAAUCAACCGCCACUGGGGAAUUGUCAGUAAGUGCCUGACAUACAGCAAGGCGGCGUCCGACCCCUUUGCCUACUCCCUCCUGCGUCUACAGUACAAGAAGGUCCUGGUUAGCGUUGUCAACCGGUUGCUGCGUCGUGACCUGUACCCCUCAUCUGGCCACAACAGCUCUCUGGACACAGAGAACGACUACUCUCUCCAGAGGAUCAGUUAAUGUCACCAUUAUGGACAUAACAAAUAUACCACAGACAGACAGACCCAAAAUAAAGGUUUCCUCAUGGAAAGAGGGAGGUGAGCGAGAGAAGGAAGAGAGCAAGAGAGAGAGAUUGGAGAAAAGGGGAUUGUAGGAAAUAGGAGAGAGCGAGAGAGAGAGAGGGAGGCUGUGGGAGGGGAAGAGGUGGAUGAGGUGGAUAGAAGGAGACAGCAGAAAAACAGGUGGGGUAGACAGUGGAAGAGAGGGCAAGACGGAUAGACUGCACAGAGAAUGAUCGCGUUCAGGGACAUUUGCUCCAGACGAUACUGAUAAACAAGGGAGUCUGAUGAUCCAUGAUUCUCUGGUAGAACCACACACACACACACACACACACACACACACACACACACACACACACACACACACACACACACACACACACACACACACACACACACACACACACACACACACACACACACACACACACACACACACACACACACACACACGCA
Messenger RNA from Oncorhynchus keta (chum salmon), 1922 nucleotides. RefSeq names its product G-protein coupled receptor 26-like. The transcript has 3 exons. The record is from RefSeq and is a predicted model, not a curated record. Gene Ontology annotation, cellular component: membrane. Gene Ontology annotation, molecular function: G protein-coupled receptor activity. Lineage: Eukaryota; Metazoa; Chordata; Actinopteri; Salmoniformes; Salmonidae. Gene Ontology annotation, biological process: adenylate cyclase-activating G protein-coupled receptor signaling pathway. The coding region runs from base 409 to 1428 and encodes 339 amino acids.